This is a messenger RNA of Brenthis ino (lesser marbled fritillary), 2520 nucleotides long. Lineage: Eukaryota; Metazoa; Arthropoda; Insecta; Lepidoptera; Nymphalidae. The record is from the annotation of a GenBank genome assembly.
AUGAACGAUCCGUGGGAUGUAAAAUCAGUGAGACAAUCAAACCAGUACAUGUCUUGCAUGAAGAUUAAUGGGAUUCCACUUUUACCUCCUGUUCUAUCUAAAGAAUGUCGUAAAGAGAUGCAGUACUACAAGUUACUAGCAAAAGAGGUAGAAAAGCGAAUCCAAACCCUUAAACCAUUGGUUAUUGACAGUGAUACAGAAUCAAGUGAGGACAAGACUGAUGCACCUGAAAUUCCUGAAUCAGAACAGAGCUAUGUCCUUUCUAAUGAAAAUAUUCUACAUGACUACAAUUCCAAUAUUGAAAAAAUAAAUGUUGUGAAGGAAAAAUUUCUUGAGGAACCAACAGGCCAAAUUUGUUCUAGCAACACAUAUGAUAACCUUUCUUCCACACUCACAGCUGACACAGAUAGUAUCUCAUCGAAGCUAUCAUCAAAACUUGUAAUAGAUUUGAGUUUGAGUAUCAAUGAUACUGGUAGGAAUUUACUUGAUAGCGUCAACAGUUCUCAAAUCCUUACUGAUUUGCCAGAACGAGAUUGUGAGUGUCCCAAAAGAGAAUCUUUAAAUGCAGAUGAUAAUACCAUUAAGGAUGACAAACUAAGUUUCAGUCUCAGCAUAAAGAAAGAUGUCAUAGCAGACCCAAUGGCAACUAUUCAUUUCAGUCAAGACGGACCUAACUCGCUUAGUUCUAAAAGCUUUACAGGUUCCCUCAAUGAUAUUCAUACUGAGAGUAUUAAAGUAUCUCCAAUCCCAUUAACACGUCAACGGUCAUAUACAGUUUUGAAGCCAAGCCCCUUGCUACUUGCACAUUUACAAGUACAAUCUAUUAAUACAGGAAUGGAUGUGACAUCCAUUUCUAUGAGUGAAUCCAUGUCUAACAUAAGCUACUCAAAUAAAAAAAGAAGAAGCUGGGACCUAGAAUCGGCAAAGGAAAAAUGGUCGUCAAUGGCAUUAGAGUUAAAGAAAAAGAAUUUACCGAAAAAUAUUAAAAACGGUACAAGAAGUCCUAUUACGAAACCCACGACAAAAAAGAUAUCUCAAUCGAUACCACCUAGAGCGAAAUCUUUAGCAUUGGAGAAAGUUAAACGUAGCCCUCCUAAGCUAUCGACUAAAUCUGAUCCAAUAUACAAAACUAAGAAAACUUCAAGUCCUUCACCAAAUCCCAUACCAAAUACAACGAAAACUCCAGUUGUACCAAUAACCAAUGCAAAGAAAGAAAUCGAUACGACAAAAAAACCAAUCUCCGAGUCCGAUGACCCGGCGACACGCGUUCGAGAACUAUACGAGAAGAUCCAAAAGCAGCAACUGAUUCAAAUGGCGAAUCUAGUUGAAAAACAAAAGAAAGAGCAAAUGCUUCUCCAACAAGUUUUCGAAGAACAGAAUAAUUUGCUCUUCACUCAACUGAAAACUAUAUGUCCGAAAUCGCCAAAUGAAGUUAAGGAAGCUUGGAACGAUAAAAACAAAGAGACCGACCGAGGGCCAGUGAGUUUGAGCCAGUUGAUGAACCAUAAGCCACCAGACAAUAGUCGCGAGAGUCCUGUACUUUCUACAUUGACUGAGACAAAUAAUUAUAUUAACUAUUGCGACAAUGUUUUGAAAAAGUCUAGAGACAUCACAGGAAGUAUGAAGAAACAAGGAAAUAAGACUGUUCCAGAAAACGACAAGUGUCAAAAACCAACCGAUGGCAGCAGAACUCGAACCCACUCUCCUGUACGCAAGAACACACCUACGGCCAGAAAACUUGUGUACGAAACUAGUGCAUCUUCUGACCGUGACUACGACCCGAUUUUGACCGAUCGAACGAACGAUACGAUGGCAGAUUUGAACGUCACUUUCCCGUCAGAUGAGGAGUGUCAGCCAUAUUUACAUAACACAGUCAUAAUGUGUGGACUGGCGGAAAGUCCCGCGCCUGUCUCCGUAGCAUGUCGGUCUACAGAUAAUAGUUUUAAAAAUAUACCAAAUUCCAUAAAUAAUAUAUGUUUGCGGCCGAGGUCUAACCUCUUCAGAACACCAACCCCUCAAGAGCGAGCAGCGGCAACGAAAAUAGUCGCUUAUGCCAAAGGUUUUCUCGUCCGUCGCCUCAUGAAAACGGAGCGGGUUCAAGUGACAGUACAAACGAUAAAGGACGCGUUACUUUGCGCCCUUCAACUGCACCAGGACCGCGAGGGGAUUCGCGGGGCAGAUGUAGACUUACAUCGACGUUUGAUACAGCAGAUAACAGCAGCGUGCUACUCGCUCCAUGACACGUUCGUGGCGAGCAGUGCUGCGGAGCGGUGCGCGCUGCUCGCGGCAGACCGCAGCCGCCGGCGCUCGCUCGCCGCACGCCUCUCCCCGCUCCCAGCACACUUGACGCAUACACACUACCGGCCUACGGAUCUCAUGUCGCAAAGCCACAGCGGCGUGUUCCCUGCGCGCUCGAAGCGCCCUCCGCCCUCGCUCAUGACUCAGUCUAAUUAUGAGACAUUUAGUAAGGAUAAGAUGAUGCGCCGCUAUAUGCCGAGCCCGCGGCGCCGUCCGUGGCGC